GUGGAGAAGAGGCAGGGGUCGCGAUGCCGAGCGGCUGCAGCAGCCUCGCCGGCAACGUGACGCGCCGACGACGGAGGCUCGCCGUCAGGCCCACAUAGGACACAUCGCACAUACACGCAUCCAACCGCUGUACCGAGCGGUAUCGAGAACUCGCCAUCAGCAGCAGCUAAGACGUGCGCGGAUAAAACAAAGGGGCGUGGAUGCAGCGUUCGUGAAUCAUCCUCGAGACAAGACGGACUUUUGUAAGGUGGAGGCGCAUAUUAUACUCGGAACGUUCGGCAGUAGCGUAUAACGUCAUCGUCAGACUGCAGAAGAGAGAACGAGAGGCAGGACAGAGUGAGAGAAAGAGAUAGCCAAAGGUGGAAAGGCAUGUGACGAGGGGAAAGGAGUCGCGGAGGACAGGAGCUAGAAGAGACAGCGGCUGCGGGAAAAGCGCCUGUGGGAAAGCUGGACCUGUUGUGUGCACGUAAAGGCUGAGCGGAAGAAUCGCGGGCAUGUCCAACAAUCAGCUGGUUGAUUCUUGUCUGCUGGUGAAUCGGCGGAUCGAGCAGAGGCAGGAGCACAACAUUACUCGCACUGAAAUCACGCAGAGACGCGUCCUCCAGGAAAAAGGCCCCGACAUGCCGCAGUACACAGGACAAGGUGACACCGAUUAUCACGGGAGCAACGGCCAAGCGGACACGCAUUCUCUGCAUUCUUCCCAUCUAUCGGUGCAGGAUGAUCCCCUGCUCAUAAGGACACACAAGCAGCAAACCUCCCAGCAAGUGACGACGGUGACGAAGGUGGUGCGGGAAGUGUCACACAUGGAGCCGGACCCAGGCGCCGUGAGCUACGUCUCAAUGCCGCUGAUGUCGCAGGACUACCAGCACGCGGACCCGCGCUACGCUGCCGAUCCCUACGUCGUCAAUUACGACCACUACGACCCGUACCUGGGAUACGCCCCGCAGCCUGGCUACCCGGGCCCCCACGGUAUCUACAUGCCUCGAUCACAUUCUCCUCAUAGCCCCCAUAGUCCCUCUGAGCACAGUCGCGCUUCUCCGCCACAUGAAUAUUUGGGAAAAGGAGCGCCGUUCGUCGAGGGGGGUUACAAUGAUAUAGAUCCAGGCUUGAAUCCUGCUUUGCAAGAUCAUUUUCGCAUCACUCCGAGUCCCGGAGGCCCCGGAGAUCAAUAUGAUCAAAUUAGUAACUCGUGGAACAUGGACGAUUCCGGCGAGCCUUCGCAGCACCCGAUCGACGAGGGCAAAGUGGGCUACGGCUACGUUUCCCCGUCGCCUUAUGGCCCGGUCGGCUACGGACCCGUCGUCGGAGUGGGCGGUGGCGUACCCGUGGGUGCCGACGUCUCUGGCUACGAGGACGGCGUCGUCGGACACGUACCCGUGGGAGCGAUUCCGAGCGCAGCUAUGUACGAGGAAGAGGUGCACCUGCAGCGACUCAAGGCCCGCCACCCGAUGGUCCCGGGCAUGGUGAGCCCCCUCGACGACGACCACAAGUCCAUGCGCUGGCGCGACCCCAACCUCUCCGAGGUCAUUGGUUUUCUGAGCAACCCCAAUAACAUAAUCAAAGCCAACGCCGCGGCGUACCUGCAGCAUCUCUGCUACAUGGAUGAUCCUAACAAGCAGAAGACCCGAAGCCUCGGGGGCAUACCACCGUUAGUGCAGCUGCUCGACUCCGAGAACCCGGACGUAUACAGGAACGCUUGCGGCGCCUUGAGGAAUCUCUCGUACGGAAGGCAGAACGAUGAAAACAAGAGGGCCAUCAAGAACGCCGGGGGUGUGCCCGCACUCAUCAAUCUGCUACGCAGGACCUCCGAUGCCGAUGUCAAGGAGCUCGUCACCGGAGUUUUGUGGAAUCUCUCUUCUUGCGAGGAUCUGAAAAAAUCCAUUAUCGACGACGGGGUUACGAUGGUGGUAAACAACAUAAUAAUCCCACACAGCGGCUGGGAUCCUAGUUCGGCGAGCGGCGAGACCUGCUGGUCGACCGUAUUCAGAAACGCCUCAGGGGUACUGCGCAACGUCUCGAGCGCCGGCGAGUACGCGAGGAAGAAGCUGCGCGAAUGCGACGGCCUCGUCGACGCCCUGCUCUACGUCGUGCGCUCGGCCAUUGAAAAGUCCAACAUUGGCAACAAGAUCGUCGAGAAUUGCGUGUGCAUCCUCAGGAAUCUCAGCUAUCGCUGCCAGGAGGUUGAGGAUCCCAACUACGACAAGCAUCCGAUUCAGUCCAACGUGCAGAACAGGGUAGCGGCACCCACCAAAGCGUACAGUCUAUGUCAAGUCCUCAAUGGUUUUGUCCUAGGCGAAAAUUUGGGAUGUUUUGGCGGCAGCAAAAAGAAGAAGGAUGGCCAGCCCGUGCAGAAGGAGACCAGCAUGACUAGAACGACUAGUCCGCGAACAGAACCGGUCAAAGGAAUGGAGUUACUUUGGCAGCCUGAAGUUGUCCAGUCGUAUCUAAGUCUCUUACAUAACUGUUCAAACCCCGAGACGCUCGAAGCUGCCGCGGGUGCUCUGCAAAACCUGGCAGCUUGCUACUGGCAACCGAGUAUUGAAAUUCGGGCUGCCGUCAGAAAAGAGAAGGGACUGCCCAUUCUCGUAGAAUUAUUAAGGAUGGAGGUCGACAGAGUCGUAUGCGCUGUAGCCACAGCUCUACGGAACUUAGCUAUAGAUCAACGCAAUAAGGAACUUAUAGGAAAAUACGCGAUGAGGGAUCUCAUUCAGAAAUUGCCUUCGGGCAACAACCAGCACGAUCAGGGAACGAGCGACGACACGAUUGCAGCUGUUCUCGCGACCUUGAACGAAGUUAUUAAGAAGAAUGCAGAGUUCUCAAGGUCGCUCUUGGACGCUGGUGGAGUCGAAAGGCUCAUGAAUAUUACGCGACAGAGGCAAAAGUACACACCUCGAGUUCUCAAAUUUGCUGGUCAAGUCUUAUUCACAAUGUGGCAGCAUCAAGAAUUGAGAGACGUGUACAAAAAGCACGGGUGGAAGGAGCAGGACUUUGUGACAAAAACCGUGGCAGCUAGAAAUUCUGGUCCCAAUUCACCUAAUAACGCAAACAGUUAUGAUUGCAGUACAUUAAACCGGCCGAUGGCAAGCCAAGGCAGCACGAGAUACGAAGACAGAACGAUCCAAAGGGGUACACUCAACUCUAAUAAUGUUGGGCGACCCAACAUCUACCAAUCGCAAAACGAGGAGAUCGCAAUGUCAGAUAUGCAGUAUCCAAAACAAGGAACUCACGCGGUACCUGCUGGAGGCGUAUGCGUGUUUCCUACGAAUUCACAGCCGAAACCCGGUGAGCCGCUCUACGCGCAAGUUAACUUGGAGAAGAAAAAGAAACGGCAGUACGAGCUGGGGGUGGCUCAGGCGGGUGGCGUGGCGGCUCCGGGCGCGGCGGCUCAGGCUCCAACCGCCGGGGGCGGCUCCCAGUGGGACGGCGGCGGCGUCGCUCAGGACAACCAGGCCGCGACCGUCAACGUACCGCCGAACUCCGCUGCCGUUUCGGCCGGCGACUCCUGGGUCUAAUCUUCACACGUCCGCUCAAGACAUGCUGAAGAAGCUUCAAAAGAAGAAGAUGAUGCAUACACAGGGUCACACACCACAUCCGCAGCGCAGUAGUCAAAAGGCACCAAUGGCUCUAAUACGACCUCCUUUUUUCAUGGCACAAUUCUAAAUUACGUAAUUUUACACAAGAGACACACACACACACACACGCGUAGCGCUACGUUUUUAAGCUCGCACACACAGACACACACAAUGACACGUGCAUACGUACUGAUUGAAGGUAUAGAGGUAUUGAGCAUAUGCAUGGGGUUGCGUGCACUCUGAGGGCUUGGAUUUUUUUUUUUUUUAAGGGGGUGUGAUGAAGUAUUGAGGAAUACCUACCUUGCCGGUGUGUUAAUUUUGUUUAACUUCUUUAGAUCCGACGAAAUAUGCUGUAUCUAUUUUGUGUCUUCCUUAUCGACGUGAGCAAUCGAUCGAAUAUUCUUUGAUAUCUAUGACAGAAGCUUCAAGAAAUUUGACUGAGGGCUAUUUUAAGAAGAGUGGAAGAUACAAUGCAGAUACUUGUGUUUCGAACGUUUAAGUCGGUAAGGUCGAGAGAAUCAUUGUUACUAUAUGAUCCUUUAAAGACUGUGCAAUAACAGAGGAUGAUCAUUAUUUUUCCAAAUGACUUAUUGUAUUAGUAUCAAUGAAACUUCGUCUCAGAGUGAACGCAAGGACGCACGCGCACACGGAAAAGUGCGUCAACAUCGGUGCGUCCGUCCGGAUCACGUGUUAUAAAUAUUAUAUAUACAAGGCUAAAAGUAAAUAUAUAUUGUACGAGGACGAGAUUGCACGUGCGUAGUAUAUAGCGAAUUAUGUUAUAUAACUGUGCAAACGAUGCAUCGCGUACGAAAAGGGAAUGAACUUUCAAGGCAGUAGGUGUGGCAGAGAAGACGGCUAAUUCUCACACGAGCUACCCCACCGCGAAAAGUCGAGCGUGUAAGACGAGGCGACGAAACAGCAAAGCUGCAUUUUCAUUUUUUUAUUUUAUUUAGCUCGUUUUUUAUCGGUUUGUUCGCGAGCGUUUCGUCCCUCGGCUUUCUUCGCUCUCGUACACACCGUUGCUAAUAAUAUUAGUGUUGCGCAUAAUACAUGAGACGUGUAUAUCGAAAGCGAUUAACUUAAAAAAAUACUAGCUGGCAUACCAGAUUUGUCGCUAAUUUUAUCGGAGAUGAGAACGAAUAGUAAUUAGUAAUAUUAUGGUAUUGAAAGAGAUGGCCCAUGAGCGUAAAUGUUAUAUUAUAUCUUGUUCUAUUUCGCAAAUAAUAUUACAAUAGUUAAUGAGUAUCUGAGAGAUAACUAAUCGAGAAAAAGAAUAUGUAUUAUUGAUGAAGAAGAAAACGUAAUCGAAGAUCACGUUUUUAUAUAUAUUGUGAAAUUGCAUUUGUCGUUCGAUGCAAUACCGUCAAUUUAAAAAAAAAAAAAGAUAGCAAAGAAGAUGAAUAAGAAACUUCACGAAUUUAUUAUUGAAAACAUUGAGAUGAAAUUGACCUGUAGUAGUUGAGCGAAAGGUUUUCUGUUGAGAGAAUUAUCAAUAUAUAUAUAGAUUUUAUUGAGUGACGUAGAAUCCUAUGAAAUUAUUUUUUAAGUUGAUUGUUAUAAGUAGGGAAUGAAUGUAAUAUGUUCGAGUUAAUUGUGACGAAGCGUCAGACGCCGAUGUCUCUGAAGAGUUUACACACAAGUUUUUUACUCAUGACGUAAUACACGGUGACUAGAUUCUGACGAAGGUUUAAAAUGAAAUUAUGAUAUACACCAAAAUAUUAUAUGAUAAAUAUAUAAGAUAAAUAAAAAGUGUGUUGUAUAGAUUUAAAAAUUAUUAUACGAAAUCCGUACAAUGCAUUGACUUUUAAAAUUUCAAGUUCGACAACCACACGACCUAAUUUUUCGAUAAAACGUCUACACCGAUUCCGAUAUGGAUGACUUUUCUUUGCUUCAUGUGAUAAUCUGACGAUCUUUUUGCAAUUGUCUUGCAACCCCAAAAUUACGUAUGAAAAAAAAAUUAAGUGGCGCCGGAAAGUUAAUAGAUACAUGAAAAGUUUUCAAGCUAUAUACACUGUAUACACACUUAAAGUAACAAACAGAUAACUAUAAAAUCCGUAGUAUUAUCCUGAUCGUACCGUCUUUUGACUGGUCAAGGUUUUAUAUGUGCUUCUCCUUUUGUAUUUUGUAAACUGCGUUUAUAAUUUUCUACGAAACGACUGCUUAAACUCAUGUACAGUAGACCGAAUGAAAGCUCAGCAUACGAGUGAGCAGAAACAAAGUAUUUCGAAUGUCGGCAUCAUGUAAUUAAGCCCGAUAGAUAUCGCAAGAGAAAACAAAACGAGAGAAAAAAAUAGAAUGGUCAAGGGACACAGAAUCUUUCGGAACAUGUGAAAAAACACAUAGCGUACGUAGUUCUUCAAGAUGAAAUUUCCAUGUCAGACUUCAUUGUUUUGCUUCGACGGUUUUACUUUAACCAACUUGUACACCUUUUACAGCGAAUUCACGUUCUUGGAGAACUAAAACGUAUUUCCCAGCGAUUAUAAUAAACUCUACUACGACUAAUGUC
Molecule: messenger RNA, 6078 nt
Organism: Nasonia vitripennis (jewel wasp)
Lineage: Eukaryota; Metazoa; Arthropoda; Insecta; Hymenoptera; Pteromalidae
Gene: p120ctn
Product: catenin delta-2
Exons: 18
Coding region: 495-3512 (1005 amino acids)
Biological process (GO): cell-cell junction assembly; cell-cell adhesion
Cellular component (GO): cytoplasm; adherens junction; plasma membrane
Molecular function (GO): cadherin binding
Source: RefSeq, a predicted model, not a curated record